This is a messenger RNA of Pleuronectes platessa (European plaice), 6577 nucleotides long. RefSeq names its product heat shock protein 12A (gene hspa12a). The transcript has 11 exons. Lineage: Eukaryota; Metazoa; Chordata; Actinopteri; Pleuronectiformes; Pleuronectidae. The coding region runs from base 402 to 2519 and encodes 705 amino acids. The record is from RefSeq and is a predicted model, not a curated record.
AUGAUGCUCAUGAGGAGCAGAGCUCAGCAUCUCUAGUGUCCCAGCAGCAGCAGCAGGAUUCCUCAGCAGGACAGAGUGUGGUGGGAGGGGCGGACAUAGCAGCAGCAGCAGUGUAGACUGGGGUCCAACAUCCACUCUGCUCCCCCCACCCCCCUCCUCCACUUCCACAGCACUUGGGACCCCCAUGUGUGCGUGUGCGUGUUAAAGCUCCUCCGUGAAACAGGAAGCGGCGAGGCAGAGGGAAGUUUCCGUGGAUUUAGCAGCGCGGGAAGCUUCACGUGUGUUUUUUGUCGCUGAGGGGUUUCUUCUUCUUCGCUCGGUUUUAUCGGUACAGCAGAACAAUUGCUUGGUGCAGCUGCAUCGGGGAGAAGGCUCUGGAGGAGGAGACACUGCGGGACGUGAUGACUGACAAACAAGCUGCGACAGAGGAGAUAGUACCAGAUACCAUGGCUAAUCCUUCCCCAGCAAAGAGCAUGGGCGACCCUGGAAUUACUCCACUGUCUCCUACACACACUCAGCAGAACGAAACAGACCAGGUUCAGACACAGCUCUCCUUUGUGGUGGUGGUUGCCAUUGACUUUGGCACCACAUCCAGCGGUUAUGCUUACGCCUUCACUAAGGAGCCAGAGUGCAUUCACACCAUGAGACGUUGGGAAGGCGGAGACCCUGGUGUGUCCAAUCAGAAGACUCCAACCACAAUCCUGCUGACUCCAGACAGGAAGUUCCACAGUUUUGGCUAUGCUGCGCGCGACUUCUACCAUGACCUUGACCCCAGCGAGUCAAAACAAUGGCUCUACCUAGAAAAAUUCAAAAUGAAGCUCCACACCACUGCUAAUCUGUCCACUGAAACAGACCUCCAUGCAGCCAACGGGAAGCGAGUGAAAGCUCUGGAUAUCUUUGCAUAUGCAUUGGCCUUCUUUAAGGAGCAAGCACUAAAGGAGCUGAGUGACCAGACAGGUGGUGACUUUGACAACAACGAUGUGAGAUGGGUGAUCACAGUUCCUGCCAUUUGGAAAAUGCCGGCGAAGCAGUUCAUGAGGGAAGCUGCCUAUAAGUCUGGUCUGGUGUGCCGUGAAAACCCAGAGCAGCUGAUCAUCUCCUUAGAACCCGAGGCAGCAUCAAUCUACUGCCGCAAGCUCCGCCUCCACCAGAUGGUGGACCUGGGCACCCAGACCACCCAGAACGGCUUCAGCCCCACUGACAACGCAGGGAGUGCAACCAACCAAGCCAAGGAGCAUGUUCGGCGCAACCGGCAGAGCCGCACCUUUUUGGUGGAAAAUGUCAUAGGGGAGCUUUGGUCGGAGCUGGAAGAAGGGGAUCGUUAUGUAGUGGUGGACUGUGGUGGAGGAACAGUGGACCUGACUGUUCAUCAGAUCCGUCUUCCAGAGGGACAUCUGAAGGAGCUCUAUAAGGCCUCAGGUAAAAAGACCCACAGUGUAACACAAGGUGGCUUCGCUCUGUUUCCUGCACACGGUCUUACCUUGACGAAAUGUUCUGAUCAGUCACAAUCCCCUCUUUUCCCAGGUGGCCCCUACGGCUCUAUCGGUAUUGACUACGAAUUUGAGAAGCUGCUGUGUAAGAUCUUUGGUCAGGAUUUCAUCGACCAAUUUAAGAUCAAGAGGCCGGCCGCCUGGGUGGACCUGAUGAUUGCGUUCGAGUCUCGGAAGAGAGCAGCGGCCCCGGAACGUACCAACCCCCUCAAUAUUAACCUGCCUUUCUCCUUCAUCGACUACUACAAGAAGUUCAGGGGCCACAGCGUGGAACAUGCCCUGCGCAAGAGCAAUGUGGAUUUUGUUAAAUGGUCGUCUCAAGGGAUGCUGAGGAUGAGUCCAGACGCUAUGAACUCCCUCUUCAAACCCACCAUAGAUCACAUCAUCCAGCAUCUCACCGAGCUAUUUGAGAAGCCAGAGGUGAGCCACAUUAAGUUCCUGUUCCUAGUGGGAGGUUUUGCUGAGUCACCCUUGCUACAGCAUGCCGUCCAGAACAUGCUCCAGGGCCGCAGCCGCAUCAUCAUCCCACAUGACGUCGGCCUCACUAUUCUGAAAGGUGCCGUGCUGUUCGGCCUGGACCCCAGCAUUAUCAAAGUCCGCCGCUCGCCCCUCACAUACGGUGUGGGCGUCCUCAACCGCUUUGUUGAGGGCAAGCAUCCACCAGAGAAGCUGCUGGUAAAGGAUGGCACCCGAUGGUGCACUGACGUUUUUGACACCUUCAUCGCGGCAGACCAGUCCGUGGCGCUGGGUGAGAUGGUGAAACGGAGCUACACGCCAGCCAAGCCUUCCCAGCAGGUUAUCGUCAUCCACGUCUAUUGCUCGGAGAAGGAGAGGGCUGGGUUCAUCAGCGAGCCCGGGGUCAGGAAGUGCGGAACACUUCGUUUGGAUGUGAGUGGAACGGAAAGCACAGCGCCACGCCGUGAGAUCCAGACGCUCAUGCAGUUUGGAGACACAGAGAUUCGGGCCAUGGCAGUGGAUGUGUCCACUGGACGCACUGUCAAAGCUAGCAUUGACUUCCUCAGCCACUAAGUAGACCAUGAGAGCUAAUGUAACAGAAUUAUUGGAAGUAUACGAAAUGGAAAAUACAGCUUACUCACAUACAUGCAUAGACAUACAUACACAUAUAUACACACACAUUCACAUACAGAACCAACAAGCUGGGGAUAUUUACUUGAAAGUGUUUAAGGAUAUUCAAUCUCAAGGCCCAUUUACUCUCAGUUUAUAAGGGGCAGAAUUUUAAUGAAAGUUCUUAAACUUAAACGCGGGAUUACAUUCAACUGUAGAAUCUGAAAAGAAAACGUGUCUUUUAAGGUCUGUCUAUUCACGUCCGUCCCAGUAGUUAAUUUGCUGACAAGCUCCACAGUGUUCACACAAUCAUAACAAACCCAUGUACCCCCAUAGGACACAGCUGCAUCUGCACAGGGUCAGAUUUAGGAGCUUGUUAUCAAAAUUAGUCAAACCAGAUAAUAAUCCAACACAACCCUGGUGGAAACAUUCAGAACACGUCUUUGCAUGCUUCAGUUUCUUUAUUGCCGCAGCAGGUCAUCGUAUUUCAGCAAUGAUUCUGAUUUCCACUGUACUUCACAGCAAUUCUUAGGGCCAUUCCAGUGGUUUUGCAUUAUUCCUUUGAGCGUUCUGUAAACCGUUAACACGUCACACAGCUACACACAGCAUAUCGAUAGCAAUCCUCUGAACAGGUUCUUAGUUACCUUCGGUAUAGUGCUGUUGCAAAGGCUAACUGUGGGUGUCAUGUUCUCACCUAAUAGAGAUGAAAUGGUUAACGUGUUAGCAAACACCCCACUAUUCACAUGUGGAGGACAUAGAGACCUGUAUGGAGACAUUAGCAUCAAUGCUUCCUCUCCUUUUUUAACUCUGCCACCAGCUACCUGUUUCCUGUUUGCUGCUGGUCUGUGGGUUUAUCUUACGAGUGAUGAAGACAGUGAGACUGAACCAACCUGUAAAAUAGUAAAACCAAAACAGUCCGCUUAAAGAUGCUCAAAUCUGUAGAGCUGAGGAGAAACUGCAGCUGAUUGACAAAUAACCUUUUUGUUAACAGGGAAAUAAUGAUAAUGAAGAUACUUGGCUAAUGAGGCGUAACAGUUAAAUACAGGUAGUAUUUGUUUUAGUCCAGUUAGAGCUGUUAAAUACACAACAGCUCAAGAGGAAAAUGGCAACUUUAUAGAUUCAGGUUUUUAUUGACCCUCCUAAUUGACUCUGAGUACUGAAGAAAAUCACCUAUUACCAUAAAGGUACAGCGUUUAAAACUCAAACCAACCAGUAAAUCUACUUUUCAAUCAUGCAAAGCCACCAGUCUGGUUCUAAAGGAACGUGCUGUGAGCUCAGUCUGAAAAUCAUGUGCAGCCAUCAGAUGUGCUUAAUUGUUGCUUUUAUUUCUUUUUGCUUCUGACUAAUAGAUGUGGACUAAACGCCACUCGCUCACUUGAAUAUUUUGAAGCCAUGUGUGACUCCAGUCGAGACAAUGAAGUGUGUUUAUUUCUGUAAAUACAGUAUUUAAAUAUUGUACAGAUUUAUAGCCUUGUUUCAGCAGCUUUAGAGCCAAGAGCGUGAAUUUGUGUUUGUGUGUGUGUGUGGGUGUGGGUGCGUGCGCUUUCUCAUGAACAUCUCAACAUUUCUUUCCACACCAGCCAUAGCAUGAGAGGCCAAGGCAGGUUUGAUUACCUUGUUCAUUCAGAAUGAGAGAUUUAAUGUGUUGCCAGUUGUUUUUAUUUUUUUUUGCAAACAUGAAGAAACUUGAAUACCUCCGUCCUUAAAAAAGCAUUUGAGUGAACAGGUCUGCUGUUAGUUUUGAAAAGAGCAGGAUCUGAAUGUGUCCAGUCCCCCUUCCCAUCCACCCUGCAGCACAGCUUCUGCAGGGAUUUCAUUGUGAUUCAUUGCAAAUUCAGCAACUAAUUAUUUCCAAGAAAUAAAAACUAGAGCUGUCAAAUAUAUUAAACAUGUUUGUGUUUUUACAGCUGAGGCAUAGUCACACGAGCCAAAAGCCACAGUUCCACGUGGCUAUGAAAGGUAACGUUUUAAGUCUUAAUUGAAAGAGUGCCUAGUGUGAAUAAAUUGUGAGGUCGGGAGUCACUCAUCCAAUCGGAACAUGCGGUGUUUGCCUUUGCCCUCUUGACGAUAUACUGAAGCUUUAUAUACGUGUGAGCUCAGACGUAAUCCCUGAGAAUCACACUGAUCCAAACAUUAACACGCUCAUCUAACGUUCUCGUGAAAGUACGUGUGUAGGUUGAGUUAAAGGGCCGUUACUGAGUUCUCUCUGAUCUUCAUUGACCCCUGCUGGCAGCAAGGAGAAGCAACCCUGGUGGAAAACCUCGUUCAAGCUCAGUGAUGUAACAACGUAAAACAUCACGUAGCGGCUGGUUGUGGGUGGUUUGUUACUCAUUCGGCAGAGCAGGAUUACUUAACGACUGGAAGGUUUGACAGCUAGCAUGGAAGCGUCCUCUUUUGUGCCUCUACGGGGGGUUUGAUUCUUUAAAGGUCAAAACUGACUAAAUAGUUUGUGAAAAGUCAUGUGUGAAGGUCUCAGUAUGAUUCAGAGUAACUUCAGUAGGUUUCCGCCUCUUUCGACUCUUAGUUUUAUUGCAAUAAUGAGUACUUUCAGGGGAGUGUCCUGUCCGGCCGUCUUUCUUUCCUGGUGUGACCAAAGUAGAUGUGAUGCACCAGUUGCUUUGUAAAGUGGGUUUGAUUGGCAGGUUGUCUGUCUUGAAAAGUAGAAAAAUAUGCCCAUAUGUACUUUGCCUCCAUAAUUCAGUAAAAGAUUUUGCACUGGUUGCAUUUAAAUACACAGAUUUCAUUCUAAAACAUUGCUGUGAUAAAUGCUGCGGUGUCCGAGGACCUUGGACUGAAGGUGGCAUUUGCUUUUCCUUCCUGGUUCAGCAGAUCCAGAGGGAGACUGUGCAUCCAGUUCAAUGCAUGACCAUGUGUUACCACAGCCCAACACAGAUCAGUGGGGAAUCACGUGUCACACAGACUCAGCUUGUGAAAUGUUGCCGAGCUGGACAUGAAACAAAAAGAGUCAACAUAUCACCGUGAUGAAUACUCAAAGAACAAUAAAACACACAGAUAUAUUAGUAAUUAUAUGCUGCAGUGUUUUAGAUUAUAACCACUUUUAAAGCCAUUUCCUUUGAUUCCUUAUUUUAACUGUGAAUGGAAAGUUAUCUCGCUCAGUGUCUGUGCACAAAUAUGCACAAGCUUAAAUGCUCUUCACUCCUACCGGCACUGUCUGCAAUGCAUGUUUCGCAUGUGUCACACAGGAAUGACUACACAACACGUCGCUUUUACUAAUACACAAAGUCAGGGUUACUACCGACGAUGAAUAUGGUGAUGAAGAUGGAAACUGCGGUCUUGGUUGUGUGUAAAACCCUGCUGCUUUCUGAGCUGUUGUAGAUAACGUUACUGAUGGCAGCUCCUAACUCCUAUAGCAAGGCCACACAUACUGUACUGAUGAUGACUAACCUUAUAACCUUUGAUUCCUACUACACUUCACUGCUUUGACAAUUGAUGGAUCUCAAGUGGAAGAAUAUUAUAACACCACGGUCUGUUUUCGUCCUUGGAUAGAUAAUGACAUUAUUGUAUUUUGUUCGGCUUUGAGUAUUAUACGAUGCACAGGACGCUAUUUUGUAGCAGCUUUAUAAGUAAAGCUAUGAUAAAAUGAUAUGAAGACAUGUAUUAGCUUCUGUUGCUUGCACACAAGGCAGCUGAUGCCAGAGGUGGAGUAUCUGAGUGGGUGUGAUUUGAGGUAGCAGCUUGCAUCAUGUACAAGUAUCUGCUUUACACUAUCUAGACAAAAAUAAUAGAAAAUAGGUAAAAAAAAAUUGCAUAUAAACUGAUUGAGCUUGUAGUUAGGAUCCUCUCAGCCACUGUGGAACUUAACACAAUGUAAACUUUGUUCUUUUAGUCCUUUAUUGAUGAUGCAAAGGAGUUUUAUUUGUGUUUUUUUUUUUCAUUAUCUUCAGUUACUUAAAUGUGUUGUUCUCUUGCAAUCUUCACACAGUAAUGGAUAUUUUUCUUGAUCAAUGCCAGGUAUUCACUGUCAGACUGUCACCAAUAAAAUGUACGAGUAUUUCAAACAA